Molecule: messenger RNA, 2410 nt
Organism: Python bivittatus (Burmese python)
Lineage: Eukaryota; Metazoa; Chordata; Lepidosauria; Squamata; Pythonidae
Source: RefSeq, a predicted model, not a curated record
CACAAUGGGAACAUCAAACAACUGAGGAACUCAAUAAGCCAAGAUUCAAUCGAUGAAAGAAUUGCAAGUAUGGAUGAGGUACAUGGACUCUGCUCCUGACACCUUUAAGGCAAGGUAUCUAGGGAAAAAGAGAAGAGACUGUGGCGUUGUGCCUGUGUUUGCAAUGCUUACCUGGCGGAAGGGACUGCUGCAGCUGAUUCUGCUCCACACCGCUUGGAAAAUGGGGAGCGGCCAGCUCCAUUAUUCUGUGCUGGAGGAAUCCCAGCACGGCACCUUCGUGGGCCGCAUCGCCCAAGAUCUGGGGUUGGAGGUGAGCGAUCUUGUCCCUAGGAUGUUCCGGAUGCUGUCCAAAGGAGGGAAGGACUAUUUUGAGGUAAACGCGCAGAAUGGGAUCUUGUUUGUAAAUUCCCGGAUAGACAGGGAGGAGUUGUGCGCCAAGAAUCCUGACUGUGUUGUUCAUCUGGAGGUGAUUGUAGAGACACCUCUAAGGUUCUUCCAUGUGGAGGUUGAAAUCAAAGACAUUAAUGACAAUGCUCCUUUCUUCCCUGCCAGGGAACAAAUUCUCAGCAUAGGUGAAUUUGUAAUAGCAGCUGGUACCCGAUUCCCCUUAGUGGGAGCUUCUGAUGCAGAUAUUGGUACUAAUGCUCUGUUAACAUACAAACUUAACCGAAAUGACCAUUUCAUUCUUGAUUCAGGAAGUGAUGAAGAUGAGAGUAAAUCUGUAGUACUUGUAUUAAAGAUUCCACUUGACAGAGAAGAGAGCCCUGUGCAUCAUUUAAUACUGACAGCUACUGAUAGUGGUGAACCAAAGCUCACUGGGGUUAUUCAACUAGUGAUCAAUGUGCUGGAUGUAAAUGACAACCCUCCUGUAUUUAAUCAAUCCCUUUACAGGAUAAAGGUUCCUGAAAAUACAUCUAGUGGGACAUUAGUUAUUAAUCUGAAUGCUACAGACUUAGAUGAAGGGAUCAAUAGGGAAAUCCAUUAUUAUUUUAGUAAUAGUGUCCCUCUACAUGUCACAAAGAUAUUUAGUAUAAAUUCUGAUACUGGAGAAAUCAGAGUGAUUGGAAAAUUGGAUUAUGAAGACAUUAAUUUUUAUGAACUACAAAUUGUUGCAGAAGAUAAAGGGAAUUUUCCAUUGUCUGGGCAUUGUAAAGUUCUUGUUGAAGUUCUGGAUACAAAUGACAAUACUCCUGAAGUGUCAGUGAGUUCCCUCUCAAUGCCUGUUGUUGAAAACUCACCAUCAGGGACUGUAGUAGCAAUACUCAGUGUUUCAGACAAAGAUUCUGGGAUCAAUGGACAAGUAAGCUGUUUUCUUCUGCCCAUUGGGCUACCCUUCAGACUCGAGUCCACAUUCAAGUACUACUACUCCCUGAUUGUUGAUAUACCUCUAGAUCGGGAGCAGGUAGCUGAGUACAAGAUUCUUGUGACAGUGCAAGAUCAAGGCAUUCCACCACUAUCUUCUAGCAUCAGCCUCUUUGUGCCUAUCAGUGACCUAAAUGAUAAUUCUCCAGCAUUCACACAGCCCUCCUACACAGUCUUUGUGAAAGAGAACAAUCCCCCCGGUGCUCACAUCUUCACAGUAUCUGCCUCAGACCCAGAUGUAGCUGAGAAUGCCCUGAUCACCUACUGGAUAGAUGAGAAGCUGUGGCCAUUGUCCAGCUACAUCUCUGUACAUUCAGAGAGUGGGAAGCUCUAUGCUUUGCAACCUUUGGACUAUGAGGAGUUGAAACUGCUGGAGUUCCAGGUGAGAGCCAAGGAUGCUGGACUGCCCUCCUUAUGUGGCAAUGCAACUGUUCAAGUCUUUGUGAUAGAUGAGAAUGACAAUGCACCUGCUGUGUCAGCAUCAUCAGAAGAGAAUUCCAUUCUUUUAGUGGUUCCAGUGAUGCCUGGGCAUAUAGUAGGCAAGAUUCAUGCCUUGGAUGCAGACUCUGGAUACAAUGCAUGGCUAAGAUAUGAGCUGGUUGAAGAAAGUAGUGGGCUGUGGGCUGUAGGGCAGUAUAGUGGUGAGGUGAGCACUAAAUAUUCUCUGGAUGAGGCAGAAGGAAGCAAAAGCCAGACUCUGCUGGUUCUGGUGAAGGAUCAUGGGAAGCCUCAACUCUCAACUACAGCCACCCUGAGUGUGUCACUUGUGACAAAUGCCCAGGCCAUCAAAACUGAUAUUCACCUCCCCAGAUCAAGGGAGAAUUUCAUGCCCCUGGUGGACUCGAUCAAUGUGUACCUGAUCAUUGCCAUCUGCUCUGUUUCCAGCCUGUUCCUGCUGGCCAUUCUCAUUUAUGUGGGCCUGCGGUGCCACUGCAACUCAAAAGAAACCAUGGUGUAUGGUCCUGGCACGGCCACCCUGGUCGGUGCCAGUGAAGUGGGCAGCUGUAUACAGGAAAAAAAUAGAAAGAAAAGAGGAAAAGAAAAAUGA